Aspergillus glaucus CBS 516.65 is the source of this 1886-nucleotide messenger RNA. It is a transcript of the gene gatA, whose product is annotated as 4-aminobutyrate transaminase gatA. Gene Ontology annotation, molecular function: pyridoxal phosphate binding. Gene Ontology annotation, biological process: GABA catabolic process. The record is from RefSeq and is a predicted model, not a curated record. Gene Ontology annotation, cellular component: mitochondrion. The transcript has 5 exons. Lineage: Eukaryota; Fungi; Ascomycota; Eurotiomycetes; Eurotiales; Aspergillaceae. Bases 225 to 1712 code for a protein of 495 amino acids.
CGGAUUCGCGGGGCAAAGCUCCGGUCGAGCUCCAACGGCGAUAAAAGAAGACAUAUAUAAGGGACAUACCCCUCGAUCGGAAUUGGAACUUAUCAGACUGUGCUCAAUCCAUUCGUAUCUCUUGUUGGGUCCUGUGUUUCCAGAUCUGUCACCGCGUACUUUGCUGAGGUCUUAUCUCGGCCGUCUAGCUUCUUCCCCACAAGUGUUACGUUUAGCAGCCCAUCAUGUCUGCCCUCCGCCCCGGCCUCAAGCUGCGAUCUUUCGCACGCCUCCCCGCUGCCCGCACCCUCAGCACCACACCACUGCGGGCAGCCCAGCCAUACUUCUCCAAUGAGCCUUCUGGUCCUACAGUGUCCUCGGCCAUCCCAGGGCCAAACAACAAGAAGGUUGCUGCGGAGUUGAACGAGGUGUUUGAUGUGCGCAGCUUGAACAUGCUGACUGACUACACAAAGUCCAUUGGAAACUAUAUUUCUGACCUCGACGGAAACACUCUUCUUGAUGUUUACGCUCAGAUUGCCUCUAUCCCCGUCGGAUACAACAACCCCCACCUCGAGAAGGUGGCCACAUCGCCCGAGAUGAUCUCCUCAUUGAUCAACAGACCAGCUCUGGGUAACUUCCCUUCUGCUGAAUGGGCCGAUGUCCUCAAGACCGGUGUCCUCAAGGUUGCCCCCAAGGGCCUCAACCAGGUGUACACUGCCAUGGCCGGCUCCGACGCCAACGAAAUCGCCUACAAGGCGGCCUUCAUGUACCGUCGCCAGAUGGAGCGUGGAGGACCCGAGGCCGACUUCAGCGAGCAAGAGUUGGAGUCCACCAUGCAGAAUCAGCAGCCUGGAUCUCCGCAAUUGUCCAUCCUAUCUUUCAAAUCCGCUUUCCACGGUCGUCUCUUUGGCAGUCUGUCUACUACUCGUAGCAAGGCUAUUCACAAGUUGGAUAUCCCCGCCUUCGACUGGCCCCAGGCGACCUUCCCCUCAUUGAAGUACCCGCUUGAGGAGCACGCUCAGGAGAACGCCCAGGAGGAGCAGCGCUGCCUGCAGGAGGUUGAGCGCCUUAUCAAGGAGUACCACAACCCCGUUGCUGCUGUCAUGGUCGAGCCCAUCCAAUCCGAGGGUGGUGACAACCACGCCUCGCCCGCCUUCUUCCAAGGCCUGCGCGACAUCACCCAGCGCACCAACGUCCUCUUUAUCGUCGACGAAGUCCAGACCGGUGUCGGUGCCACCGGAAAGUUCUGGGCCCACGACCACUGGAACCUCCAGUCCCCUCCGGACAUGGUCACCUUCUCCAAGAAGGCCCAGACAGCCGGUUACUACUACGGCAACCCCGCCCUGCGCCCCAACAAGCCCUACCGCCAGUUCAACACCUGGAUGGGUGACCCGUCCCGCGCUCUGAUCUUCCGCGGUAUCAUCGAGGAGAUCGAGCGUCUGGGUCUGGUUGAGAACACCGCUGCCACUGGUGCUUAUCUGUACGCUGGUCUUGAGCGUCUUUCGCAGCAAUACCCGCAGCACUUCCAGAACCUGCGUGGUAAGGGUCAGGGUACCUUCAUUGCUUGGGACUCGCCUAAGCGGGAUGAGAUCCUGGCCAAGGCUAAGAGUGUUGGUGUCAACAUUGGCGGAAGUGGACAGAGUGCUGUUCGGUUGAGGCCUAUGCUUAUUUUCCAGAACCACCACGCCGAUAUUCUCCUGGAGAGACUCGAGAGUGUGAUCAAGGCGCUGUAAUCUGGAAUUAAAUGUGCAUUGAUGAAUUUCCUUGUUUGAUUGUUAUUUUCCUGAUCAUCUAGGCUUGUUUCGGAGUUAUACGGGUUUCUGCACGCAUCCCGGCGGAUGUUUAUGACAUGAUAUUUAACGCUCAAUUGAUUUAAUUCUAUUCUCACAAGUCGCCUGCUUGGGUAU